AUGCCGAUUCUGGUUUCCAUGAAGCCGUGGUUGUUCAAGCCGGUUGGGCAGGCCAAGCCUAAUUACUCACACCGCAGCUGGCCACUCAUGAGCUGUGCGAAAUCCACUCCCGCGCCGGACCCGACAAAAGUUGUGUAUUCAGAUGUGCACGACUUCAAGAACUACGAAGAGGACCGCUACUCGGAAGAGUAUGAGUUUCGCUGCUUCGAGGACGGCUCCUGCGUCUACAUCAGAAGGUGCAUGGGCCCAGGCCGCCUUUCCACAGAGUCCAAAACCACCGAGACGAUCGAGAAGCGUGGGAAGUGGUCGCAGGAGGAUGGCAGGAUGAAGCCUCAGUGGCACACGAUCGAGAAGUGA
Effrenium voratum is the source of this 357-nucleotide messenger RNA. Lineage: Eukaryota; Dinophyceae; Suessiales; Symbiodiniaceae. The record is from the annotation of a GenBank genome assembly.